AUGGAUGAAGGCUUCAGAGACCGGACAGCCUUCAUCCGUGGGGCCAAAGACAUCGCCAAGGAAGUAAAGAAGCACGCGACCAAGAAGGUGGGCAAAGGUGUUGACCGGGUGCAGGACGAGUACACCAAGCGCUCCUACGCACGCUUCGAGGAGGACGAUGACGACGACGACUACCAGCCUCAAGACGGCUACUACCGCGGGGAGCCGUCGGUCGACGACGAAGGGGCCUCCAGCGAUGCCACCGAAGGCCACGACGAAGACGACGAGAUCUACGAGGGCGAGUACCAGGGCAUCCCCCGCAACGACUCCCUCAAAGGGGGGGACCCCCUGACGGCCAACCAGGAAGUGGUGAGCGAGUUCAGGGACUUUGACGAUCUGGAAGGGGACAGGAAGAAGGAGAAGGAGGAGUUGUCCCAGCAGUACGAGCUGAUCCUGCAGGAGUGCGGACACGGGCGCUUCCAGUGGACCCUGUACUUUGUGCUCGGACUCGCCCUCAUGGCCGACGGGGUGGAGAUCUUUGUGGUGGGCUUUGUCCUCCCGAGCGCCGAGAAGGACAUGUGCUUGUCAGACUCCAACAAGGGCAUGCUGGGCCUCAUAGUCUACCUGGGGAUGAUGGUCGGCGCGUUCCUGUGGGGCGGCCUGGCGGAUCGGCUGGGGCGCAGGCAAUGCCUCCUGAUGUCCCUUUCCGUCAACAGUGUCUUCGCCUUCUUCUCGUCCUUCGUCCAGGGCUACGGCACGUUCCUCUUCUGCCGGCUGCUCUCCGGCGUGGGCAUCGGGGGCUCCAUCCCCAUCGUCUUCUCCUACUACUCCGAGUUCCUGGCCCAAGAGAAGCGGGGGGAGCACCUCAGCUGGCUGUGCAUGUUCUGGAUGAUCGGGGGCAUCUACGCCUCGGCCAUGGCCUGGGCCAUCAUCCCGCACUACGGGUGGAGCUUCCAAAUGGGCUCUGCGUACCAGUUCCACAGCUGGCGUGUCUUCGUCCUGGUCUGUGCCUUCCCCUCCGUCUUUGCCAUCGGGGCUCUCACCACCAUGCCGGAGAGCCCACGCUUCUUCUUGGAGAACGGGAAGCACGAUGAAGCUUGGAUGGUUCUGAAGCAGGUUCAUGACACCAACAUGCGAGCCAAGGGGCACCCUGAACGGGUCUUCUCAGUGACCCAUAUCAAGACUAUCAAACAGGAGGAUGAACUAGUGGAGAUCCAGUCUGACACGGGGACUUGGUACCGACGCUGGAUGGUCCGUUCUUUGAACCUUUCGCAGCAAGUAGGUGUCUGGGCCAAUUUUCACCAGUGCUUCGCUCCCGAGUAUCGCCGAGUGACUCUGAUGAUGAUGGCCGUGUGGUUCACCAUGUCUUUCAGUUACUACGGCUUGACUGUCUGGUUCCCGGACAUGAUCAAGCACCUGCAGAAUCUGGAGUACGCCUCCCGCACCAAGGUCAUUGACCGGGAGCAAGUGCACCACUUCACCUUCAACUUCACCUUGGAGAACCAGAUCCACAGCCGUGGGGAAUACUUUAACGACAAGUUCAUAGGCCUCAAGAUGAAGUCGGUCUCCUUUGUGGACACCUUGUUUGAGGAGUGCUACUUUGAAGACAUCACGUCCAGCAAUACUUUCUUCAAGAACUGCACCUUCCUUUCCACCAUCUUCUUCAACACGGCCGGGUCGAGCGUCAUGUCUUGCGUGAGCUGCUUCUUCUUGUCCUUCGGGAACAGCGAGUCGGCCAUGAUCGCCCUCCUCUGCCUCUUCGGGGGAGUCAGCAUCGCCUCCUGGAACGCCCUGGACGUCCUCACGGUGGAGCUGUACCCCUCGGACAAAAGGACCACCGCCUUCGGCUUCCUCAACGCCCUGUGCAAACUGGCCGCCGUCCUGGGCAUCAGCAUCUUCACCUCCUUCGUGGGCAUCACCAAAGCGGUGCCCAUCCUGUUGGCGUCGGCGGCACUCGCCGUGGGCAGCUCGCUGGCCCUGAAGCUGCCAGAGACACGGGGGCAAGUUCUACAGUGA
Messenger RNA from Gekko japonicus, 1995 nucleotides. It is a transcript of the gene SV2A, whose product is annotated as synaptic vesicle glycoprotein 2A. The coding region runs from base 1 to 1995 and encodes 664 amino acids. The transcript is spliced from 11 exons. Gene Ontology annotation, cellular component: membrane. Lineage: Eukaryota; Metazoa; Chordata; Lepidosauria; Squamata; Gekkonidae. The record is from RefSeq and is a predicted model, not a curated record. Gene Ontology annotation, biological process: chemical synaptic transmission; transmembrane transport. Gene Ontology annotation, molecular function: transmembrane transporter activity.